CGCGAAAACUACAUUUCCCAUAGUACUUCGCGUUCGAGCAUCAUGGAGUUACUGGUGGUCCAUCUGGAAAAGAGGAUCCGAGAUCACCUGGAAAAUCUGGGCUUUGAGAUUUAUCCAUUUAAGGUAGGAUGGUACAAUGAGGUCCUUCCUCCAGGUUUGCAUUUGCAGUACUCUGAUAAUACUCUGGCGUUUGUAGUACUUAGCAUUCCUGCCAUGUUUGACAAGGCAUUCAAACCCUUCCUGAAGAAACAGCUGCUGAAGAAGAUUCAUGAUCCAGUGGAUCAAUGCAUUUCUUAUCACCUCUUGCUGGUUAGGGAGAGUCUUGCUGACCAGCAGGUGGAUAUCAUGUAUGAUUAUGAGAUCCUGCCUAACCGGAAGCCCAAAUUCCUGGCCCAAACAGCAGCACAUGUGGCUGGUGCUGCAUACUUCUACCAGAGAAAAGAUGUACAUCAAGAUUCCUGGGGAGAAAAAAAGAUCUAUGGUGUUUGCAUUCACCCCUCUUAUGGAGGUUGGUUUGCAAUCCGGGGUCUUCUGCUUUUCCCAGAUAUCAAGGUGCCCUUCUUGCUGCAGAAAAGCCCUAUUGAUUGUGUGCCAACAGAAGAAAAAAGAAUAGAGCUGCUGGAGAAAUUCAAUUUCCACUGGCAAGACUGGAGCUAUCGGGAUAUUAUUGAAGUGAAAGAUAAAUACUCAGAAGAACAGAAAACCUACUUUGCAACUCCUCCAGCUGAGCGGUUAAAAUUGCUGAAAUUGCAAGAAGAAUUGCAGAGAAAUGUAAUACUCUAAGUAGCUAGUUUCACUGUACAAAAAGAUACAAAACACAUUCUGCUGUGCCCUUUGCUAUAGGGACAGAAUUGAUGGCUGGUGAACCCAAGAUGGAAGGCAGGCACACUUUGCAUGGAGUAAGUGAACACAGAAGGGACUUGCUUUCAAAUAAACACAGAAUUGUAUUAUGGAAUUAAUAACACUAAAUGCCUGUAGAUUCAGGCAUAGAAAUGUGUAAGUUAAAUUUUAUUUUAUUAGUAAUCAGGGGUAGGGGGAAUUAGAACGAUUCUUUGGCAGCAGGGGUAAAAUCAUAGGCUGUUUGUUGUAUGCUCAGGAGAAACGUAUUUGUAAAUUGCACUUUUUGCUAUCCUGGGAGAGAGAUUCUCCAGACAGCAAAUGUUUUGAAGCGUACUGCCUAGUCUUCCAGAGUAUAAAGUUAUUUCUGGUACGAUA
Molecule: messenger RNA, 1215 nt
Organism: Candoia aspera
Lineage: Eukaryota; Metazoa; Chordata; Lepidosauria; Squamata; Candoiidae
Gene: MMACHC
Product: metabolism of cobalamin associated C
Exons: 4
Coding region: 43-783 (246 amino acids)
Biological process (GO): cobalamin metabolic process
Cellular component (GO): cytoplasm
Molecular function (GO): FAD binding; cyanocobalamin reductase (cyanide-eliminating) (NADP+) activity; demethylase activity
Source: RefSeq, a predicted model, not a curated record